Molecule: messenger RNA, 993 nt
Organism: Caenorhabditis elegans
Lineage: Eukaryota; Metazoa; Nematoda; Chromadorea; Rhabditida; Rhabditidae
Gene: nhr-89
Product: Nuclear hormone receptor family member nhr-89
Exons: 7
Coding region: 1-933 (310 amino acids)
Biological process (GO): regulation of DNA-templated transcription
Cellular component (GO): nucleus
Molecular function (GO): sequence-specific DNA binding; zinc ion binding; DNA-binding transcription factor activity
Source: RefSeq, marked reviewed
AUGAAAAUUCCAGAAGGGCCCUGCCGAGUUUGCCACAGUGUUAAAGGAACACGUCGUCAUUUUGGAAUAACAGCUUGCAUGUCAUGCUCCUCAUUUUUCAGAAGAUCCUUGAACUGUAAAUUCUAUUGUCCUGCAAAUAACUCUUGCACAAUUUUGGAUGAUCAAAAACAAUUCUGUCGAUCAUGCCGCUACAACAAAUGUGUGCAGUCAGGGAUGAGGAGAGAUUGUGUUCGGAAACAAAGUUAUAGGCGUCAGGCAGGCAGAAAAGAAGCUAAAUCACCUGCCGUCUCCUGUAGCAACAAAUUGAGCGAAAGUUACGAGGAACUGCUCAAUUUUUAUGUGAAAGAAGCCAAUGAAAGCAUUGCUCGGAAAAGGCAAAGCCCUUUGAAAAACGCCCAUCAAGUUAAAACUUCAAAGGAACUGCUUGAAAUCUCGAAAUCUGAAGAUAAAACCUCAUUGGAUGCUGUCCUGCAUUGCUAUGGAACAUAUAUCUUAGACGAUGAAGACAUUACGACUUUGAUAAGAUACUUCAAAUUUAUGAACACUUGGAUUGACUCUGCAUUCGUUUAUUCAAAAUCGACAUCAAAUGAGGAAUUGUUGGAUGGAAAUGACAUUUGCAAGUUCGCCUAUCAAAUCGAUACAUCAAUUGGAUUGUCUCUCAAAAACCUAAAUUUAAACAUCUUUGAAUACGCUGCUCUCCGAGCAAUUUGUAUUUGGAAUCUGAAAUUUUAUGAGACGAGUCCAAAGAUGAAGUCACUGGCUUUGGAACAUUACAAAGGAAUUACUGGUGCAUUAAGGCAGUACUACGAGAACUACAUGUCUGAUAUGGAUAUUGCUGUAAGAAUAGGUGAAAUCACCAUGCAAAUCACGACGAUUUCUGAUCUGUUCCACGAUCUCAUCACAUUGCAUCAGAAGUAUCAAAUACCAUUUUGAGAAUAAUUAUUGCACAAUAAUAUAUUUUUUGCAUGUAUUCAAUAAUAAAUGUUGCUUGAU